This is a messenger RNA of Fundulus heteroclitus (mummichog), 2229 nucleotides long. RefSeq names its product forkhead box N1 (gene foxn1). Gene Ontology annotation, molecular function: DNA-binding transcription factor activity, RNA polymerase II-specific; transcription cis-regulatory region binding. The transcript is spliced from 9 exons. The record is from RefSeq and is a predicted model, not a curated record. Gene Ontology annotation, biological process: regulation of transcription by RNA polymerase II. NCBI's taxonomy places the organism in Eukaryota, Metazoa, Chordata, Actinopteri, Cyprinodontiformes, Fundulidae. The coding region runs from base 94 to 1884 and encodes 596 amino acids.
GAGGUCAAAAGUAUAAGCAGUUGUGAAAUCCAAACCAUUUUUUUCUUUAUUUCAGGGAACACGCCCGAGGGAACGACCGAACAACGGCACUGCAUGCAGGAAUAUCUAUCAGUCUUUUCCUCAAUAAAUUUCCCCCCACAGUUAUGCCAACUAAAAAAAAGUACAUUGGACGGCUGCUUUCAAAGGAGCACGUUUUGCUGCAGAAUGUCCAACUCCCCAAAGUUUUCCUUGCACAGCAGCAGCAGGGCUCAUGCAUCAACCCCUCAGGUCGGUCUGCACCGCUCUGAGCCCCGUCAGACAACCGGCCAGCAGAUGGCAAACUCUCAGAUUAAAGAGGGCAAGGACAUCCUUUUCCCCCAACAAGGGAGCAACCAUUUCAGCUUGAGGACUACAGCUCUGAGCAGGAGGCACAGCGCUGACGGGACCAUCAGCUCAGGACUGGGACCAGAACGAGCCGCUGCCGACCGUUUCCACCCGUACUGUCGGCAGUUCAGCGACGGAGCCGUGGACGCCCCAGGGUGCCUUCACCAGAGCACCUCCUCCUUCAGCAGCCUGCAGGAAGUGAACAGUCCUGGCUCGUGCGGCUGUGACGUACCGACAGCCUGGGGCGAAUACGAUGGCAGCGUUCAGAGACUAUACCCGGAGCUGCCGGUGGCAUCGGUGGAACCUUACAGUUCUCUGUCUCAAAGUUAUGCAUCCUACAGCUCAGUGAGCCCAACACAGCAGGUGUCAGCUAAACUGUAUCCUGAUGCUGAUCAGCCAGACAGCUCGAAAUAUCCCCUCCAGAGUCUCUCCAUUCAGCCCCAUCAGGAGGGCCUCUUCCCCAAGCCCAUUUACUCCUACAGCAUCUUGAUUUUUAUGGCUUUGAAGAACAGCAAAACGGGAAGCCUGCCAGUCAGUGAGAUCUACAGCUUCAUGACCGAACAUUUCCCAUAUUUCAAGACCGCCCCUGACGGUUGGAAAAACUCGGUGAGGCACAACCUUUCCUUGAACAAGUGCUUUGAGAAGGUGGAGAACAAAAACGGCAACAGCUCUCGCAAAGGCUGCCUCUGGGCUCUAAAUCCGGCCAAGGUGGAGAAGAUGCAGGAGGAGCUGCACAAGUGGCGACGCAAAGACCCCCAGACUAUCCGCAGGAGCAUGGCGAAGCCGGAAGAUUUUGAUCGCCUGCUGGGAGAGAAGCCAGAAAAGCUAAGAUCUCUGCCGCCUUACCCGAACCCAAGCCCGUCCGCAUUAAAAAGAGCGGCCCCCAUGCGCAGCCCCGCCCCAUCCCCUCUGCACCCUGCCCCGCCUCCACCGGCCUGCCGCCCCAUUCGACAGUCAGAGUACGGCCACAUUCAGCCUCACCAGCCCUACUACCUUCCCCACGCCACUCUUCAGCCCAGCAGCUCCUUUGCGCUGUACUCCCCCUGCGGGCAGCAGCCUGCAGCUGGCCUCCCGUCACCCUCCGGGUGCCUGAGCUCACCCGCAGCCGGGAAGAUGGCACCCGUGUACAGCGUGGGACUGCCGGGGGAGUACGACGUCGGCCCGAGGGGUAUGCACGAGCUACUUCAGGAUGGAGACACCAGCUAUGACAUAGACACGCUCAACCCCAGUCUGACGGAUCUCCAGCUGCAAGGUAACUUGUGGGAGGAGCUGAGGGAGGACGGCCUGCUCUCAGAUGCACAUUGUCCCGCCUCCUUUCCCCUGCAGGACUACCACCUACAGACCAGCUGCCCUCAGGCCCCGCUUGCAUUCAGUCCCGCCGGACUUUGCUGUAAGGCGGCAUAUGAGGACGAGGACGCAGACAGAAGCUGCUGGAAUGGAUUGCAUCCCGUUGGAUAUUCAGGGUUGGAGAGUUUGACCGGAUAUCUGACUUCCUGUACCACUUCUGUCUCCUUGAUGUAAACAUUUUGGCUCUCCGCCUUCUCCGAGAACCCAUGAACUUGUAGUGGACCUUAACGAGGAUCAUCUGUGCCAGCAGCUUUUGCCAACCUCUUAUUCUGAUAAACAUUUCUCCUUCGGAUCACAUUUUGUUCUUGUGAACUUAAUCGGCUAACACAUCAUUAAGUUGAAAUGACUGCAACAUUUCUCCAUUGAAUGUGUCUUUUAGAUUAAUUUGCCAAGUUCUUUAUUUAUUUACCUUGAGCAGAACGUGUUAUGAUGUUAUAGUGUGUCAGUUGCUAUAGUCUCACUUCUUUAGUUGGCAUUGAUCAGCUUUAAAUGCCCCACUGAAAUCCCUUAUUUCGAUUA